Suillus plorans is the source of this 240-nucleotide messenger RNA. RefSeq lists its product as uncharacterized. The record is from RefSeq and is a predicted model, not a curated record. The annotation marks the transcript as partial. The transcript has a single exon. NCBI's taxonomy places the organism in Eukaryota, Fungi, Basidiomycota, Agaricomycetes, Boletales, Suillaceae.
CCGCAGGCCGAGUUCGCGUUCUUAUCGGCUUGUCAUACUGCUGUAGGCGAUGAGGAGAUGCCCGACGAAGUGAUCCACCUAGCAACUGGUAUUCAGUUUUCAGGGUUCAAGAACGUCGUUGGCACGCUGUGGGAGGUCGACGAUGCUGUCGCGAAACACGUCGUCGAAGUUUUUUACGAGUAUAUGUUUGGAGAUCUGAAGAACUCAAGGCUGUGUCGUGGACUGUACGAGGGUAGCCUG